Schistocerca americana (American grasshopper) is the source of this 3006-nucleotide messenger RNA. Its product is annotated as X-linked retinitis pigmentosa GTPase regulator-like. The coding region runs from base 90 to 1730 and encodes 546 amino acids. The record is from RefSeq and is a predicted model, not a curated record. NCBI's taxonomy places the organism in Eukaryota, Metazoa, Arthropoda, Insecta, Orthoptera, Acrididae. The transcript has 15 exons.
GUUAAAUAUAUGCACGUAGUGACAGGAGUGUGAUGAACAGUGGCAUAGACGCUGUUGCUUUUUACAUAGUGUUGUAAUAUCUGUGCAAUAUGGCGGGCGAUGAAAUUGACAUUCCAGAAACGGGAGCGAUUUUUACGUUUGGGCGUUCGAGAUUUGCAGACAACUUGCCAAGUCGUUUUUACAUCAGGAAUGACAGAAUUGUGGACUUUGACUGCGGUGAUGAACACACUGCGCUCGUGUGCGAGACGGGAAGACUUUACUUGUUUGGAAGCAAUGACUAUGGACAGUUAGGGAUGGGACAUAGUAACACUGUUACAAAACCAAAAUGUGUCAAAACCAUUAAGCAGUACCGCAUAACUCAUGUUGCUUGCGGUAGAGCACAUACAGUAGUAAGUACAGAUAGCGGUUUCCUGUUGUCCUGGGGUACCAACAGUGAUGGCCAGCUUGGGCUCGGAGACUACACAGGCGAUGCCUUAGUGCCACAACCACUCACUUCGUGGACUGCAGGACGUGUCUGCCAGCUGUCAGCAGGCAGUGGCCAUUCUGUGGCACUGUCAGAUGCUGGAGACGUGUACGUGUGGGGUAAUAAUGCUGAUGGACAACUAGGAUUGACAAACUCGGACAGCUGUGUUCGUAUACCAACUUUGCUACCUCUUGGUCAGAAAGUCUCUCAAGUCAGCUGCGGUUACUAUCACUCAGCUUUCAUAACAGAGGAUGGCUCACUUUUUACAUGCGGCGAGACAGAGAAUGGUAAACUCGGCAUCCCUUCAGGCACCUCAGCACUUGCCAGAGUAGAUGCAGGAGCGAAAGUGGUAUCGGUCACAUGUGGCGGAAGUCACACCGUUGCCCUGACAGAGGAGGGAGGAGUACUCGUUUUUGGCAGUAACGAGCGUGGACAGGUUGGUAUGGGGUCACGUAUUGUCCAGUGUCAGAAGCCAUCAAGGCUGCUGCUGAGUUGUGCAUCGGAUGCCACUGUAGUGGAUGCUUCAUGUGGGGAGAGCCAUUCAGCUUUCGUCACAAGUAAUGGUUAUUUGUAUACCUGUGGUGAUGGAAGACAUGGAAAAUUGUGCAUGGAAGACCCGAAGUUGAUGCAGCCAACUAAAGUGACAAGACUAUCUGGAUUUUUUGUGGAAAAAGUUUCCUGUGGUGGAUGCCAUACAAUGGUCUUAGCCAGGUGUCGAACGUUGGAAGAGAAACUGAGUUCGGAAGUCAGUGAAUCCAGCAGUAAUACAGAUGUCACAGAUGAAGACAGCACAGUGACACAGCCGUUGAGACAGAACCAGAACCAGAAACUUGCACCUAUCCUGAGGUCCAGUGGUUCAUGUGAGAGUGCAAGUGAUAAUGGCAGUGAGAGCAGUAGUGACAGCCACAAAAAUGAGGAGCAGUCAGGAAACCUGAUCUCAUCAUCUGUCACAGUAGACAUACAGAAUUAUGUAGCUCAAGAAGAGACAGAUAUAGUUGAUGCUGAAUCAACUCCUGUCAGUGAAUGUAACAAGGUUUCACAACAGGAAGUGAAACAAAGCAAAAUUGCCAGAUUCUUCAGCAGCAUGCAUCUGAAGAGAUCACAGUCUUUGAAAGAAGAGAACGGCCCACGGCCUUUGACUCAGGACCAUGGAAGAACUCAAACGGGUGGUGGUGGUGGUGAUGCAAGCAAACUGGUGAAUAUAAAAAAACCGAACAUGGUUCAUUUUGGCAGUCAGCGGAAGUCAAAGGCAUGCCUCAUUCUGUAGAAGAAAUCAGCUUACUAAAAAGGAGAAUUCUGGAAUUAUUUUGGAAGUAUGACAGCUGUUUUUCUUGAUUUUACGGUUUUUUCCACCUAUGUUGUUCAGGAGCCUGGACCAGAAUGAUGUGUAACACAGAUAAAAUCCAGGCAGAAAAAGAAAUACACUCUUCAAUGUUUGUUAUAUCUAGUCAUUUCUUAUUGUACUCUUUUUUUAGAUCAACAUAUCAGUGAAACAUAUUUCCUGUUGAUAAUAUUAUCUGUAACAUGGUUGUAGCUGUUAGUUACCUUUUCCUCAAAAUUUUGUUGGCUGUAUUUACAUAAUUUUCUAUUAGAAUAAUAUCUUUCCAACUGUGGCCUUACCAUGUGGUUUCAAUUGUGAAAUAUUUUUGAUAUACAUGCAAAUGAAAUUAAAUUACUUUUUCGAUAAUAUUUGUGUGUAAAUCUGAAUUACAAAUAUUGCUCAGUGGACAAAAAGAAUUAAAUUUUGAGUGACAUAAUGUGCUUGUAAUUUAUAUAAUAGUAGUUCAAAAAUAAUUACCAUCCGAACAGACUCGGAGAGAGAAGGAGGUACAGUAAAAUAUCUCUGUUUUGCACUUUAUAAGAGAAGUUUAUGUGCAAUAAGAAAUUUACUUUUUCCAUUAAGUGAUAAGGUUGUGUAAAGUAAGAAGUACUUUGAAACCAAAGUUUCAGCAGCUAUAGAUGAGGCCACAUAUGCAGCCCUGUUUUCCCUUCUUCAGGUUUAUUCUUAUCCCAUAAUUCUUUUGUGGACAUGCAGAGACACAUGUCAGUAGUUUAUCUAUAAAAAUAUUGUUUUAUAUGUGUGAACCCUUUAAAACAGACCACUGUUUAAUAAGAUGCUGUAUUAUAUCAAGUGUGUGUGUGUGUGUGUGUGUGUGUGUGUGUGUGUGUGUGUGUGUGUGUGCGUGCGUGCGUGCGUGCGUAUGUGUGAAAUUAUGUAAGUGCCAUUUAUUUUGUGUUGUGGUCUUAAAAUCUUUCUUGAUGCAGAACUAUCUCCAUAUGCAUUAAAAGUUACAUCUCUCUCUCUCUCUCUCUGUACACAUUCCCUCCAUCAUAUAAUUCCUAUUGAAUGAAAUCAUAGGAAGAGUAUCCAGUUCUAAAUAAAGCAAUCACUCUUUCUGUGUGAUACUGUGAAGCAAUAUCAAAUGUUUGGCUGUGAUAAUGCCACCAGUAUUUUAUAUAAAUCUUUUGUACAGCUGGGAUGUAUCAUUUUCUUAUUGACUGUAUUUUACAAAUAUUGCACAUUUUAAGAACUUUGUUUAAAG